Thunnus maccoyii (southern bluefin tuna) is the source of this 1050-nucleotide messenger RNA. It is a transcript of the gene selenop, whose product is annotated as selenoprotein P. The transcript has 5 exons. Gene Ontology annotation, cellular component: extracellular region. Gene Ontology annotation, biological process: selenium compound metabolic process. Gene Ontology annotation, molecular function: selenium binding. NCBI's taxonomy places the organism in Eukaryota, Metazoa, Chordata, Actinopteri, Scombriformes, Scombridae. The record is from RefSeq and is a predicted model, not a curated record.
GUAUAAAAGGGGGGAGUGGUGGAGCAAGAGACUUGUUUUUGUUCAAGGACUUGCAGCAACACAGAGCUGAGCUGAGCAGAGGGAAGGGAACUUUUCAGUAAAAGGAUUGGGGCAGUGAGGAGGCACAGCAGGGAUGUGGGCGUGCCUCACCCUGCUCCUCACUCUCUGCCUGCUCCAUGGGGGCGGGGCAGAGAGUGAGGGGGGUGGGCCCCGCUGUCAGCAGCCCCCAGCCUGGAAGAUAGGGGAGGUGGAGCCCAUGACGGAGGCCAUUGGCCGUGUGACGGUGGUGGCUCUUUUUCAGGCCAGCUGACAAUUCUGCUUGGUGCAGGCAUCCAGGAUGGACAGCCUGCGCCAGAAGCUGGAGAGGCGGGGUCUGAAGGAUGUGAUCUACAUGGUCAUUAACCACCAGGGGGCGCAAGCACAGAAGCUGCACGGCAUGCUGGAGCAGAGUCUGUCUGAGAAUGUCACUCUCUACAAACAGCUCGAACAUCAGCCUGAUGUCUGGCGGACACUGAACGGAGAGAAAGAUGACUUUCUCAUUUAUGACAGGUGUGGCCGUCUUACCCGUCACAUUUCACUUCCAUACUCCAUCAUUGGUCAAGGCCAUGUUGAGGGUGCGAUCAAAGAUACGUACUGCAAACGUGUGUGUGGGGACUGCAGUCAUGAGAGCACUGAGAUCCCAGAGGAGUGUAAAGCAGACACACAGCCUGAUGCAGAUGCUGCUCCAGCUGUGGAAGAAGACACUGGGCAUGGUCACCAUCAUGGGCAUCAUCAUGGUCAUGGCCAUAGCCAUGGACAAGGUCAACAAGCUGUUGGGCAACAAGGGUUAGAGCAAGAUAGACAGGUAUCUCACAGUCAACAACAUUUAGAUUUUGGCCAGGUGCAGCAAGCAGUGCAAAUACAACCUAUGCCCCAGGAGGCAGUGGGAUUCCCUGAGAUGCAGAGACCUUGAGCAUCUGAAAAGGCUAAGUGAAAGUCAAAGCACAGCUGACAGUGGACAGCAGGCUCUGACAAUGAAGCCUCCCCUAAGGCCAGCUGAUGCUGACACUG